Chelonus insularis is the source of this 1545-nucleotide messenger RNA. Its product is annotated as probable GH family 25 lysozyme 3. The record is from RefSeq and is a predicted model, not a curated record. The transcript has 3 exons. Lineage: Eukaryota; Metazoa; Arthropoda; Insecta; Hymenoptera; Braconidae. The coding region runs from base 217 to 1482 and encodes 421 amino acids.
UCUAGCCAAUGUCCUGACAAACUUAAUGGAAAGAAGAUUGCUUUUACCUUCUCGGUACCAAGAAGGGGCUUCCUAAAGUAUAAAACCGUAAGAGAAACUGUAUCAGUAGCCAGUCUGUGUAGAAAUCUCACUUUGUACUGAAAUCUAAAUUUUGGUACUAUUGAAUUUUUAUUAUUUAUAACUUAUAAAAUCAUCUAAAGUGAUACAGGAUUAAAAAUGUUACGAGUCGUGGUGUUCUCUUUGUUCAUUUUGGUAUCAAAUACUGGCCUUACAAUUGGCGGAUACUCCAUUGGCAGUAGAAAUCGUGAUUACCCUGGAAGUUACAGUUCAAGUGGUUUUAUGGGUCUUGCCAAGGAUACACACAGUGACUUAUCAGAUCAAUUAACUAGUGGCAGUAAUUAUGGAACAAAUUCGCAUCAAUACUCUACAUCAUUAUCCGGAAGAGCUCAUAGCAGUCAAGGAAGUAGUUAUGCAUCAGCUGGAAAUGAGGACAGUAUUCAAUCCAACGGGUUUGGAAGCCACUCAAGUAACAAUCCAGAUGCUUUGAACAGCAUUACAGCAAGUUCUUAUACUAAUGACGCCUACACUACUGACAUAAGUCCUGGCUAUUCCUCGGGAUCAUCGAACUCAGAUGGAUAUUCUAACGGUCAUGGAUCUUCAAGUUUAGUAGGAUAUUCAGGCCAUUCUUCUAAUCUCGGAGGAUUGGCCACAAAUGAGCACAAUUCAGUUGAUUACGCUUCGUCAUCAUCUCCUUAUGUUACUACUUCACCAUCAAUCAAUAAUUAUGGUAUUAGCGGUCUUAAAGCUUCUGCUUACACAGCAAUUAGUAAAAAUCAUGGUCACAAUCAAGCUCCAACGUAUUCAUUAGGUUCAACUCUAAAUCUAAUACCCAACUCUCAUCCAAACAAUUAUCCAGGAAGUAGUCAUUUAACUCCAUACUCAGGAAGUCAUAUAAAUUCUUAUCCAGCAAGUAGACCCGGAAGUCCUAGCUACAUCACGAGUUCACACAGCAGCCAUAAAAAUUAUCCCGAGGGAAGUAGACUUGCUUCUGGAGCUUCAUUGAGUUUCCUCGGUCCACACAGCCGUGAUAGCCCUAAUAAUUUCAUCCAUUCUCAAGGACCACUAGUUCACCGAAGUGUUCCUCCAUUUUUACACAGCGCUGCAUCAGCUGUUAAUAUGAAUUAUGUCAAAGGACCUAAUUCAUACUAUCCUGGAGCAUUUCCUAAGAGCGGUAGCAAGUUAAUUAUCAUCAAAGAUGGUUCAGGACAUAGUGCUUUAAUGCAUGCAGGCGAACCUAACUUCUCUAGUGGAAUGUUUGGUGGAGGUGCAGGUGGAUACAAAGUUAGAAGUACUGGACCAUUCUCAUCUGGAUCACAUUUUGGUGGAAGUAAUUAUAGGAGUAGUUACAUUACAGGAUAUCCAGCAGGUAGUGGUGGGCAUCAUAGUAGCGGUUCACCAGGAUCAUACUUUGGAUACCAGUAAAUUAUUUUCUUUCCAUUUAUCAAAAUAUAGGCAAAUUGUGUUAUUUUGUAUUUAUUUUAUUAA